CAUCACAUUAUGCGGCAGCGUUGCCGCCUAUCAUGUAGUCGAUCAUCGAUCUACGUUUAUGUGACAGCUAUAGCUCUCUUCACACUUUGCAACAUCCUUGCUAUGAUAUUUAUAUCCAGGACAUCAAAAAAAGAUAGUCUGAUUUCAAAUCUCAUAAUAAAUGGUGAAGUAGCAGCACCUUCAUACAAAGAUGGUGUUUUACUUAUUGGAAACCUUUUAUCAAGUUUUCCUUUCAACUUCAACCAAUCGUUUUCCAGAACGGACAGCAAACGUACUUACAUAAUCUAUGAUUCUGUCGUUACAGGCAAUGCGUAUGCCGGCUACAGUGAAACCGCAUACGUAACACUGGCAACUCAAAGCUCUGUGGAUAGACUGAAUUUGUUAAUGGAAAUUGCCGAUACAUGGAAGGCUCCAAUGUCCAUAGCUGUGUUUGUUCCUGGAAUAGACUUUUACAUUGCAAAAGUUUAUAUUGCUUAUUUAAGACUCUGCUCACAAGUAAUCCGUACAAAUGCAACCUUCCACUUUUUGUACCACCGCGAUAUGGCUCCGGCCGAAAGUUACAUAUCUGGUCAUGAAUAUGACCACCAUUCUCUACCGACUUGUACUAGGAGCAGUGAAGCUUUACCUUUGUUGCUUCGAUACAGAACUGGGAGUUUUAAACGGUGGUGGCAACAAGCUCUUCAUCCACAAAAUCACCUGAGGAACGUGGCGCGCAGAGGCGUGAGAACUCCGUUUCAUUUCCUAACUGAUAUUGACAUUAUGCCAGUAGCGCAUCUAUCUGAACAGUUAGAUGUCUUCCUUGAACAAUCAUUAAAUGCCAAACCAUGCCCAAAGUGUGUGUACGUUGUCCCGACGUACGAAAUGCCUGAACGGUUGCCAGUGCCUCAAAACAAAGCUGAGCUUUUGGACAGAAUUAGUAAAAAGCAGAGUAGGCCUUUCCAUGCAAAAGUUUUUAUUCAUAACCAGUAUGCUACCAACCAUACGCUCUGGGAAAGAUUACCCAGUACAAACCGUUUAAGAGCUGCAUAUAAAAUAAGUAACUAUGAAUUUUUUUACGAACCUUUUUAUGUUGCCCGAGCAAAUGUGCCCCUUCACGAUGAAAGAUUCAUAGGGUAUGGUUUCACAAGAAAUACUCAGGUAUUUGAAAUGCAUCUCGCCGGAUUUGAAUUGUGGGUACUGAAUCCAGCAUUCGCAGUGCAUAAAGGAGUACAGAAUAAACGGGGAAGAGGUGCCUGGAGAGAAAGACAGAAUAUUAUAAAUCGAAAGCAAUUUGUUCGUUUCAAACACGAAAUGUCCAUCAAAUACCGGCCACAAUCUAAACUUAUAACAUGAGUUCUCUGCCAAAACAUUAUGUGUGAUAAGAUGUAAUAAUUUUUAUACGAAAGGAACUACUGAGUCGCGGAUUAAAAAUCAUGGUAAUUUUUAUGUGAAUAAAAAGAAGCAUUUAAGACUUUUAUCUAAUAAAACUUUUCUUUUA
This is a messenger RNA of Parasteatoda tepidariorum (common house spider), 1477 nucleotides long. Its product is annotated as beta-1,4-glucuronyltransferase 1. Gene Ontology annotation, molecular function: glucuronosyltransferase activity. Gene Ontology annotation, biological process: protein O-linked glycosylation via mannose. Gene Ontology annotation, cellular component: Golgi apparatus. Lineage: Eukaryota; Metazoa; Arthropoda; Arachnida; Araneae; Theridiidae. The record is from RefSeq and is a predicted model, not a curated record.